AUGGCUGUGAAACGCAAGACAGACGGCAGUGCUGCUACCGUGCCGCAGAAGAAGUCUCGCACCGUCCCUGCGGCGACUUCGCCUGAUUUGGGCUGGGCCUCAGAUGAUUCGGCGGACCAGAAAGUGAACUUCACCGACAACGGUGCCCGGAGGGCAGACAGCGAGGCCCGCCGACAAUGGCACUUCGUCUGCGAAGUUGACGGCUGCGGACAGCGCUUCAAUCGACCAUGCCGUCUCGAGUCACACAUGCGCAGCCACAACAAGGAACGACCUUUCGCCUGUCGCGAAGUAGGCUGCGACAAGACGUUUCCUCGAAAAGACCACUUACAGCGACACUUGAAGAACGCCCACAGUGGAUCGAACGACCAAGGAGCGCACGUGUGCGACUGGGAAGGUUGCGGGAAGACCUUCACAUCGGCCGGUCGACUUCAGCGACACAAGGACGUCCACGAAUCGAAGUUCUACUGCACCGAAUACGCUCCAUGCCAAGAGUCGUUCAGGAAAGAGACAGCGCUGGAGGCACACAUCAAGAGCCAACAUCUGGAGGUGAAGCCGUACCCAUGCACCUUCGUUGAUCCAGAGACGAAUGAGAGGUGCACAAAGGGAUACCAGACGGACAACGCACUACAAAAGCACAUCUCCAAGGCCCAUGGCACGGAGCAAGAGGAGGCACUAUAUUGCAUGCUAUGCGUUACCCCUGGUACCGGAGCGGAGGCCAUGGAGACUGACUCUGGUACUACUACCAUACCAAAGAACCCACUAUCUUUCGCAACAGUGGAGCAAUUGCACGACCACUCUGUCGAAUGCCACCCCCCAGUAUGCCCCGAAUGCGGCCAAAGGUUCAAGAACGAAGCCAAUCUCAAAUCCCACACCGAAACCGUCCACAGCGACACCGCCGCCCGCUACCCGUGUCCCAAACCGCACUGCAGCGCUCUCUUCACGCGCAAGCACAAUUUGACAGUGCAUAUCCAAACCGUACACGAGCAUCAAUUCAAAUACCACUGCGUCCCCACCGCGGUAAACGACUCGAAACACGCCGAUCUUGCUGGCUGGAACGGCGAGAACGCGUGCGGUCACUCAUUCAAAGCAAAGUCCUCACUCGACAACCACAUCCGCACCCACCACCUCGGGCAAGGAAAUCGCAAAGAGCGCCGUCUCGCAGCGAAGAGCAGAAAGAAGGAGGACCCUUCUAUGCUCACCCUCUUAACCGGCGUGGGCUACGAAAAAGAGCGCGAAAUCCCCUGCAUCAAAUCGGACUGCGAGUUCCGCUUCCACCGCGACGUCGAUCUGCGGCGACACCUGAAAGCAAUACACAACAUGAGCGAAGAUGAAGCGAGCGCAGCGAUUUUGGAGCGCGACGCAGCAGCCGGCGGACAGUUCUGGAUCGGCGGUCUCAACCCUGGCGAAGAGCUGAGCCUGUUCGAGAGUGCAACGCCGAGUAUGCCGCAGACGCCCAUGCCGUACUUCACAGAGGGCGCUGCGCUGGGGGCUGACGGGAAGGCGAUGGAUGGGUACUUCGAUCACCGCUUUGACCAGCUGAGUCUGUUCAAUGAAGAGGCCGAGAUGGAUGCUGUGAUGGGUCUGGCGGGUUUGGAGCCCGCUGCUGAUGCGGGCGAGGGGCUGCAGUGGGACAUGCUUGCCCCUGUUGAGCAGUACAAUAGCAUGGGCUAG
Messenger RNA from Macroventuria anomochaeta, 1671 nucleotides. RefSeq lists its product as uncharacterized. The coding region runs from base 1 to 1671 and encodes 556 amino acids. The record is from RefSeq and is a predicted model, not a curated record. Gene Ontology annotation, cellular component: nucleus. Lineage: Eukaryota; Fungi; Ascomycota; Dothideomycetes; Pleosporales; Didymellaceae. Gene Ontology annotation, biological process: regulation of transcription by RNA polymerase II. The transcript is spliced from 2 exons.